AUGCGGGAUGAUCCUUAUGAUCCUGUCAAGUUGUUGCUGGCGCACGUCCAUGACCGUGCGGAUCUCCUGAUGCAGGCGAAUGCCACUGUAUUUCAUGUCACCAGGGUGCUAAGCUCCAUUGGAGACUUGUCCGCAUUCUCCAACAUCGCAGACAAGGUGGCGCCAAAUUUGUUCCUGGCAUUUGCAACAAUGCCAUGGAUAUCACAGAUAUCUUAUGUUAGUAUACAUGGUGGAAUGCUUCUCUCCUAUUACAAUGAUGAGAACCAGGCGCGCACGAUGUUUUCGAAUAUUUCAGAUUCUUCCAAUUAUUCUGCUGCACAUAAAUGGUACAGCCAAUCAGUAGAUCGAGAUACUGGGAUGGUGUAUGGAGAUGUGAUUCCUUGCUCUCCACAACAAAUUGGUUCCCAAUGGUUUCAAGAUGCAUUAAAUGGUAAGAGCAGGUAUGCUUCAUGGGGAGUUGGCUGGAACAAAGCUAGGGAUCAGAUGCUCUUUUUCACUGCUCCAGUGGCCAGAUCAGGAGUUAUUUCCAUCGGAAUUGCCAUAAAAGAUCUCGUUGAUAAUAUUUUUCGUGUCAACCUUUGGGGCGGGCACUUGUAUGUAGCUACAGAAGAUGGGCAUGUCAUAGCAGAGACUGGACCACCGCAUACUCGCUAUGUGCUUGGUAAUAAUACAGUUUCAAUCCAUGUAAUGGAUAAGAGUGAUACCUUACCACUUGAAAAGCAUGAUAAUUUUUCAUGCCAGCUUGAUAACCCUGAAGGUACAGGCAGUGAUCCAUCUCAUACUAACUAUUUGAGCAUUUGGGGCAAGAGAUACAAUUUUGGUUGUGCUCAUCUUGAUGUUUCUGGAAUCAGAAUGGUAAUGCAUUGGAUAUUGGUCCUGGAAUUAAAGCUUUUUGAUGCUUUCUUCUUAUGA
This is a messenger RNA of Phoenix dactylifera (date palm), 912 nucleotides long. The record is from RefSeq and is a predicted model, not a curated record. Lineage: Eukaryota; Viridiplantae; Streptophyta; Magnoliopsida; Arecales; Arecaceae.